AGCUAAGGGGGGGACACCCUGGGUGUGCGCAGGCGCGGCCAUAUACUGGUUGGGGGCUGCUCCCAGCUGGCGGUCAUGUCGGUGCAAGAGGACCCGGUUCAGCGCGAGAUCCACCAGGACUGGGCGAACCGCGAGUACAUCGAAGUGAUCACCAGCUCUAUCAAGAAGAUCGCCGACUUCCUCAAUUCCUUCGAUAUGUCCUGCCGCUCCCGCCUGGCCACGCUCAACGAGAAGCUCACGGCGCUGGAGAGGCGGAUCGAAUACAUCGAGGCCCGGGUAACGAAAGGUGAAACGCUGACAUAGGUGUGCCGGAGGCUGGCGGGGAGCCAGCCUGGAAGAGAACUUGCAGCUGUUUACAGAGCUGACGAUCAGACAUCAAGUUUCUUCAUUUCUUAAUAUGGAUGAAAGUUAUGCUUGUUUCCGCCCUUUGGGAAGCUGUGUCCCCCAUUUGGAGCCUGUGACUUUGUGUGGGUGAUUCCAGCUGAAACUGCUAAAUUGUACACAAGCAUGUUUAAUUAUGUGGUUUUAUACAAGUAUAUUCAUGCCCUCUUGAGCCUCUGUGCGCUUGCAAAGCAAGAGAAUCUUUAUGGAACCAAAUCUUAGUUUCUGGGGACACAAUUUCAUUUUUAAUUUUUUUUAAGGGUCUAAACAAAUUAGGAUGUUGGGACUGUGCAUAGUGGGCAGCUCUAGUGGCAGUUUCAGUAUACGUAGUAAGCAUCCUGCGGCUGCUUUGUGUUGCUGGAAGGUACCAACUAGCCUAUUUUGCUGCAGUUGCCCAGUGGAAUAAAUGUGCAGUAUGUAUGAGGGGGGAGGAGAUCAUGUGCCAAGGGAGGGGUGGCUCAGUUUUCUAAGUAUUUUGUAUUCUCUGAUGUAACUUGGGGUGUCUUUUCCAUUUGUGUUUCAACAAUAAACCAUCUCUGCUUAA
Elgaria multicarinata webbii is the source of this 925-nucleotide messenger RNA. RefSeq names its product BRICK1 subunit of SCAR/WAVE actin nucleating complex (gene BRK1). Gene Ontology annotation, cellular component: SCAR complex. Bases 76 to 303 code for a protein of 75 amino acids. NCBI's taxonomy places the organism in Eukaryota, Metazoa, Chordata, Lepidosauria, Squamata, Anguidae. Gene Ontology annotation, molecular function: protein-containing complex binding. The record is from RefSeq and is a predicted model, not a curated record. The transcript has 3 exons. Gene Ontology annotation, biological process: regulation of actin polymerization or depolymerization; cell motility; actin filament organization.